Ornithodoros turicata is the source of this 2922-nucleotide messenger RNA. Its product is annotated as PHD finger protein 12-like. The transcript has 16 exons. NCBI's taxonomy places the organism in Eukaryota, Metazoa, Arthropoda, Arachnida, Ixodida, Argasidae. Gene Ontology annotation, biological process: negative regulation of transcription by RNA polymerase II. Bases 149 to 2596 code for a protein of 815 amino acids. Gene Ontology annotation, molecular function: transcription corepressor activity; protein binding. The record is from RefSeq and is a predicted model, not a curated record. Gene Ontology annotation, cellular component: Sin3-type complex; nucleus.
AUGGUGUCGCUACGGUACCAAAUUCUCGGCCGACAACCAACCUAUCCUACUUUUUGAUGGGGGUUUCUUCAGUUCUUGGGAAACAGCUUUAAGCCGUUCAAUGAAUUUAUUUUAGACAGUAUCAAAGGUAACACUACUCCACAUAGCCAUGGCUACUGUGGAGUAUGACCUCGACACUUCGGGUGGCUUGAUGCCACAAAUCCAAGCCCUCAUCGCUCCUCCAGUGAGCGAAGAUUCGUCGAAGAAAAAGCGGGAACGGCACCGCAGACAUCCUGGUCGUGCAGUCAACCACGAUGCCUGCGAUAGCUGCAAGGAGGGCGGAGAUCUCAUCUGCUGCGACCGCUGUCCGGCUACGUUUCACCUUCAGUGCCAUGAUCCCCCUUUAGAUGAAGACGACCUUCCGGCUGGAGAGUGGAUAUGCCAUCAUUGUACAGUUACCAAAAAAGGAGCAAAAGAUGGCAACAAGGGCAAUGCAACAACAAACGGCAAGACCGCUGCCAUCAAAACGGCACGCAAAAUGGAAUCUGAGCCUGCCGAUAAUGGCUCCGAGGAGCAGUCAUCGUCUUCCGCUGGUGGAAAGGAGGAAGACUGGCCGUCCACGUCAGCGGCCGCGUGUGACGAUGAAGAUGAGGAGGACGAGGAAGAAAGGACUCCGCUGCAGAUGUUAAUCAAAGCAGCAUCACUAAUGAAUGCGAAGCAGUUUGAGCUUCCCCACGAACUGUCGUGUCCCGUUUUGCUUCCAGGCUCCAGCAAACGGGUGAGAACGAAGGACGGUAAUCGCUCAAACUCGAAGAAGCCCGCUCACGAGCUCGACAACGGCCUGGUGCCUUUGCCAGCAAAAGUCUGCUUUCAGUGUAGGAGGAGCUGUCGAUGGGCACCACUGAUCCAGUGUGACUACUGUCCACUCUUUUUUCAUGCGGACUGUCUCGAUUACCCACUUGCAACACUGCCGACAACACGCUGGAGAUGUCCAAACCAUGCGGAGAAUCUCCUUGACGAAAAACUUCUAACGUCUGUGAGCUUGACCGAGAGGAUGAAGCUCUGGGACCGCUACUCCGGCUACAUCUCGCAGGACGCAGUCAAAUUACAGUUUCUGCGGAAGUGCCACCGCAAGAGUCCCCCGUUCAGGUACAAAGUCCGCAUGGCGCCCAAGAACCGUGUCAAGGUUCCUAAUGCAGUGCGAGAGCAGUACAAAAACCCACCUUCCCUAUUACCAAGUGCAGCAGAAAUAUCGUUCGACCUCCCCGAGAACUCAUGCGCGAGUUCCAUACCCAUGAGCUGUACAACGCCGGAGGAGCAAGACGAGUGGUUAGCGAGUGUUGUGGCUCUCCAGACCAGUAUAGCCAAAUACCUGGCACGAAGGCAGGUCCUUCCUGGUGAUUCAUCUCCCAAUCAUCAAGAGUCUGUCUCUGAAAGCAGGGUUCCUCCUUGCCCAAAUGGGCCUCAGGCAAACAGCAUUGCCACACCAUUUAAUGGAGACCUAGACCCAGUCACAUUGGUGAAAUCUGAACCUGGUACAGUGCCACGGUUAAAACCCGGAACACCACCCCCAAACGACGUAAAAUCGGCGAAGCAAAACGUUACGGUUGUGUCGACGUCGACACGGUCGUCCUCUGCUCCAACAAUAGUGACCAGAGUGGUGCGCAGCGGCUUGACGCCCUCUUCCACCCUGACGCGGGUGAUAACACCGGGGACGUUACCGAGGUCCACAUCACCGGGAACGGCUCAACGCUCGGCGGCGGCUGUGAAGGUCGGAAGCGGCAGUCCGCAGGUUGUGACAGUGCAUGCAGGAAAAACUACUGCAGCCACUAGCAAGAUAAAUAUGGCUUCCAGUAUAAGCUCAUCGCCCGCAAUUCUCAAUCUUAACAAUAGCUUACAAGCAUACAUUGAUGGAGUUGGAGAUGUAGAACUCAGCAAACUUGACGAGCGGCUGGUGAAGAUUCUGGCAUGGCAGCGGCUACAACAGUUGCUACCGGCCAAGAAUUCCUCCGCAACGCCUGGAAAGAGAGGAAUCAACGGCGUCGUUACACCAGGCAUGUCUGAUGUUCGUGCACGUGCUGUGGUCUGUCCUUUGGUUGGGAAAGGAUCCCUCGUGCCAAUGGCUUACCGCUCCCUUACUAUCGGCACCGGUGCUGACAUGGACGUGUGCCUCACCAAUUAUGGUCACUGCAAUUAUGUUUCUGCAAAACAUGCAUGUAUAUUUUAUGAUGAAAUAACAAAGCACUAUGAGCUGCUCAACUACAGCGAGCACGGGACAACUGUAGACAACGUUCUGUACUCGUGCGACUUCUCAGACAAGCACACGAUACCUUCAUCAGCAGCGUCAACUACGGUUGCCGCUGUGCGGCAACUCGUUGAAAAUUCUAAAGAAAAGUCGCUGCCCAAAGACGAAGCUGCCGAGGGUCGGACAACUAUGACUGCUUUUGGAGGGGCCAAUGUUCGAAAGCAGUGCGGCUGCAAGACAAGCAGCUCGAGCCUUAUUGGUGGCAGCAGGGCAGGAUGGGAAGGGACAGCGUUACUACACCAUGGAAGUUACAUCAAAGUGGGCUGUAUACAACUCGUGUUUAGCAUUACGGACUUCGAAUCGCAAUCCUGAGUCAUCGUGCUUUACCAUUCAGGCCAUCGGCCUCGGUGUACAUAGUUGUAAAUAGGACACGAAUGGGCUGCUUUCGUACAGCCGAACCUCGUCUUUGUGUACAAGUGCGUGUAUGUGUGUGUGUGUGUGUAUGCCCACGGCAGGGACUAUUGUAUAGUUAAGUUUAGCUACAAAAGCAGUUGGAAUGCAGCGGGUGCGGUUGCGAUGUACAGUUCAUGUUGUAAGAUCAAGAAUGGUCCCGGUGCUGGGAUCUUGAUUAUUUUUAAACUGUUAGAUGUGUCUCGUUUUUAAUGGAAGCGUAGUAAAUAGCAGAUACUAAUCGUGGA